This is a messenger RNA of Parnassius apollo (apollo), 1440 nucleotides long. Lineage: Eukaryota; Metazoa; Arthropoda; Insecta; Lepidoptera; Papilionidae. The record is from the annotation of a GenBank genome assembly.
AUGCAAGACAAUAAUAAUUCACAUUGGAGUGAGGGUUUGAGAUUUGUGCAACUCAUGAAAAACAGAGCUUUUCACGCUGGUAUUAAGCAAUCUCCUUAUGAGGCACUUUUUGGGUGUAAAGUAAAAGUUGGUUUACAGUUACCCAAUGAUUUCACGCAAAAUGUAGAAACUGAAGAAGAUUUGGAGAAAAUUAUACAGGACCUUACCAAAAAAGAAGAUCCCGAAGUCACUGCAUGUGAAUUCUCUAAGGUGAACACGGAGGCAAGUCAAGUUUCUAACAACGAUUCAGAUCAACGCGAAACAAAUACGCAACCUCCAGCUUGCACCCUCCAAUGCAGCGUCUGUUCACAAGAAACUACAGAGGCUCAUACAUGUAGAGAAUGUGGAUGUGCAAUCCACGCUAUUUGCGCUGUUGCUGAAGAAUCAUCUGAUGAAGGAUUUGGAUCUAAAGUUUUGUGUCUAUUAUGUUCAAAAAAAUAUAAAGUACAAGAUAAUCGUCAAAGUGCUAAGAAAAACCUACAACAUCAGGCUGAAAAAAUGCUGAAAUCGAGUGAAAAGAAGUUUGCUCCUGUACCUAUUUGCACUUCUGUACGAAUUGCAGUUCCAGAGGUUGACAGAGGACGUGGUGAUGCCCGAAAUAUUAUAGGUGUAGUUUUGGCUAAAACCGAUGAUGAGCUUUAUCAAAUUGGUACCAAGAACGGAAUCUUAAAAAAUUAUAUUCUCGAUCUCAGAUUAAUGUGUGUCCAAGAGCUCUUCUUGAUGCAGAGGAUGUACCGAGUACGAGAUAGCACUACGCCGCAAAAGAAAAAAAAACAUUUCAAACCACGAAAAUUACAAAAGAAAUGUAAUAAAGAAGGCAAAAAUUUAGAGCGAGUCACAUUUAUAAAUUGGGCCGACAAAUGCGUGCCCGCCAAAAACGAUCCAGAUUUUAUCAACAUAAACUGUUGCAAGGGCAAAUGUUUAGCAAAAAUAAAUCCUCCAGAACUGUUAGAUGAUGUCCUUCUCAUGUUUUAUGGACUUAAAUCCAAGGAUGAACAAGACCUUCACUUGCAAAGAAUGAUAGAAAUUGCACCAGUUUCAAGAUCACGAGCUUGUGCUGAUACACUGGAAUGCGAUCGGAAACCAAAAUCAAAGAAUUUCAAAUAUUUCUUGUUGCUUGGUGCGAUACGUACGCAAGUUUGUAAAAACGCAUUCAGCAAUGUUCACAACAUUACAAGCAAAAGGGCAAGAAGAAUUUCAAAUUUAUUAGAAAAAAAUGUUGUGCCUGUAGAUGGUCGAGGCAAGAAAAGCAGUGUCAAUGCCAUGCCCUCUGAUAUCAUACAUAAAAUAGAUGGGCAUAUUAAAUCUUUUCCAGUUCGCGAAUCACAAUACACAACACGAUCAUACUUUUAUCUCAGUGCUAAUCUAAAUAUUAAAAAAAAUUUACAGAUUAUUUAUUGA